Molecule: messenger RNA, 447 nt
Organism: Trichomonas vaginalis G3
Lineage: Eukaryota; Parabasalia; Trichomonadida; Trichomonadidae
Exons: 1
Source: RefSeq, a predicted model, not a curated record
AUGUCCGAACAAGCACCGAAGCCGAACACAAUGGCAGAUGUCCUUUCAAUGUUGCCAGACAAGCGCCCAGUUCAAAUUCAAAUUUUGAAUUUGAAAGCUCAUCUGACAAACACCGUUAAGACUCUCCAAAGUAGUCUUAUGGAAGAGAUGACCAAGCUCAAAGCCGAUGUCCUCAUGAACCAAGCUUCCAAUGAGAAAUGCCUGAAUGAUUUGACGGAAACCUUGCGCAUUUACGCGAGAGAGAACCGAGACCUUGCCAGACUCAUCUACCGUUUCUUCGAAGAGAUAGACGCCAUCUGGAAGGUACUCGGAAAGGACAGAACCUCCAACACCGUAAUUCGUGAGUACCAAAUUGAAGAAGGAAUUUUCGAGGAAGAAGAGAAACAAGAAGAAGAAGAGAAACACGAAGAAGAAGAGGAAGAAGAAGAGAAACACGAAGAAAAGGAA